Zootoca vivipara (common lizard) is the source of this 6494-nucleotide messenger RNA. RefSeq names its product phosphate regulating endopeptidase X-linked (gene PHEX). NCBI's taxonomy places the organism in Eukaryota, Metazoa, Chordata, Lepidosauria, Squamata, Lacertidae. Gene Ontology annotation, molecular function: metalloendopeptidase activity. Gene Ontology annotation, biological process: protein processing. The record is from RefSeq and is a predicted model, not a curated record. Gene Ontology annotation, cellular component: plasma membrane.
GGCCGCAGGUUUGACAUGCCUGCCCUAGAUUAUAGAAUCAUAGAUUCUUUUCACUUUUCAUGUGAUCCUUUUCACAUGUACUACUAGCAAUCCAGGUGUCCCUCAUCCUAUAUCUGUGCAGCUGGUUCUUCCUGCCCAAGAGUAGAAUGUGACAUUUGUCCCUAUUGCAAUUCAUUUUGUUAGUUUGGGCCCAGUUCUCCAAUCUGUUAGUCAUCUUGAAUCCUGAGUCUGACUUCUGUGGCGCUACCCACCCCUCCCAAUUUGGUUUCAUUUCAUGAGCAGCCCUCAAUUCCUUCGUCCAAGUUGUUAAUAAAGACAUUGAACAACAACAGGCCCUAACCCCACUUGUCCCUUCCUUUCAGGAUGAUGAGUAACCAUUAGUGAGCACUCUGAGUUUGGUCAGUCAAGCAGUUACAAAUUCACCUAACCAUAACCUCGUCCAGCCUGCAUUUUACGAGCUUCUCUGCAGGAAUAUAAUGAGGGACUUUGUCAAAAGCCUUACGGAAAUCAAGAUACACUACAUCCACAGCAUUCCUGAGCCAUCAAGCUUGAAUCUCCAUAAAAAAAGACAGAAAUGAGGUUCAUCUGGCAUGACUUGCUUUUGAGAAACCCAUGCUUGGUUUUAGUAAUCACAGCAUCUGAUUCUAGGUGCCUGCAGCCCAGCUGAUUAACACCUGUUCUAGAACCCUUCCUGGUAUCAAUGUCAAGCUGACCAGUCAGUAGUUUGGGGGAUCUUUUCUCCACUUUUUGAAGAUGGGGACAGCAUUUGAUCACCUCUCGGCUGCAGGACCUCUCCUGUUCUCCCAAUAAUUCUCAAAAGAUUAUAAGAGGCUCUGAGAGGACAGGACCUCUGCAAGCUACUUCAGUAGCCUUGGAUGCAGCUCAUCAGAUCCUGGAGAUUUGAAUUCAUUUAAAGUAGCUAGGUGUUUCCUUAACACAUCUUUUCAUAUCUUGGGCUGCAACUUCCUCCUUGCAUCAUUAAUUCUGUUAUCACCAAAUUGGACACUGCUUUCCUUUUGCUGAAGACAGAUGCAAAGUAGGUGCUGAGCAGUUCUGCCUUCUGUCACCCAAUAGCCUAUUUCCAUCUUCUCCACGCAGAGAACCUACAAUUUGUUCUUCCUCUUGCUUCAAACAUAGCUGAGGAAACCUUUUAUUAUGUGCCUUCAAUAUUUCUCCUUUAAGAAACUCCCAUCUAUCUUUGACUCCCUUCUCUUCGAGUAUUUAGCCUGAGCAAACUCAGGCAACAUUUAGCCUUUCUGAAACGAGGGUAGAGGUGGUUUGAAUUAAUACUAUGUGUGACAGCUAAUUGUGGCAAGUAAUGGUGUCCACAGAAGCACGUGCAUUCAGAUGGACAACUGCCUAAUGCAGCCAGCACUGAUACAAUGUAUCUGUUGUAAUGAAGUUUGAGUAUUCAAACAUGAAUUAUAUGAUGCUAUGUGAUGACACGGAAACACCUUUCCCAGUAUAACCCAAUUUAGCAGCAGACAAGUAUGCACAUUGCCCUGUGACAUUAUGCUUAAAUUUCCCCCCCAGUUUUUCAACCCAAUAGUGUUUUUCUGGAUAGUGUGAAAGCAAAGCAGUUUCAUUGGAAUUAUGUACAAAAAGGAAAAAAGGAAUGGAAAAAUGUUGAAAUUUGUGCACCUAAGGGCAGGUAGGUUUACAAUGACAAAUACUGUACAGAAAGGAACAGAGCAGAAAGAUGUAACUAGCUAUUGCAAUAGGAUUAAAGGUGGUGUGAAAACAGAGGUCAGCUACUGCCUAUAAGAACUUCAGCCAAUUAAACAUGGCGCAAUGUCCUGACUGAAGUCAUUCUGUGUUUUUAACUAUCCUUUUCAGGAAAAGGCUCAGGGAGAGGACGAUGGCAGAUCUUGGCAGGAGCAGACUUACAAUUUGGAGCCAAAGUUGAGUUUCACAAUCUGCUGUCAGUUCCAGGACUCAGUCCUGGAAGCUAUAUAUAAGAUGGGAAACACUGUAGUGUAGAAAACACUUUUGAGCAUAUGCAAAUGUGCAAUUUUCUCACUGGUGAAGAACAGUAGUUCUCUCUUUGUAAAUAUGGGGUUAAGGACAUAAUAGAUCAGGAGAUAAACCAAUAUCAGAGGUGUAUCUUCUAGCAAAUUUAGACUGCAACCAUAAAAAACCACACUGAACUCAUUGGACCUUACUUCAGACUAAGUAUUUCUGAAGGCAGUAAAAUUUAACCAUGGAAAUUUUAAACACGCUCCAUUACAAAGGAGCCAAUUCCAGAUUUCACUCUUUAAAUUGUGAAAUCUAUAUAUUUGGAUUCCAAACACAUGGAUUUCACAUUUUAAAAGGUUCAAUCUGAUUAAAACUGAUUCUAGAAGACCAGAUCCACUCCAGAGUUAGAGCAUAUAUACACAAUGCCUUCCUCAUGGACCAAACCCAGUUAUUUAAUGUUUCUCACCCUCGCAGUCUGCCUGCCUGCAUACUGCUCAUCUCAGCUUUCCUCCUCAAAACGAAGGACUAUGUUUGGAUAGAGCUUACAAAAGCACCACAGUCCCUGAAAUAUAACUUUCCCAUGUCUUUAAAACCCUUCUGUAGGCUGUUUUAAUAACUGCUUUGCCUUCACUUAAGCAUGACUCUGAUGCUUGGCACUUGGUGUCGUACACAAACAUCCCAAAAUAAAAAUGCUACAAGAUAUCCCAGGAACUCCUCGGGAGCUUUAAAAAGAGAUUUGCGCUUGGGGACCAGAUGUCUUUUCUUCAAUGAAGACAAGUGGUGUGACUAGGCUAAAAAGGAGCCACCAUCAGCACAUAAUGAGAUUUCUUAAAUAGGUGCAAGGAAACAUUCCUGUCAACGUAGUGUCUGCAAAACUUUGUCAGAUGUCCAGUUCCUGAUUGGAAGAUUUUUUUUAAAAAAUGUUUUAAUUGCUGGAAGUUGGAAUAGUUUAACCAUCUGUUUGGGCAACGUUGUGAAAUGUUUAUGUCCUGAACUGCUGAUAAAAGUGGUCUGCUUGCAAACAGCGAGUGCAAUAAAUUAAUUUGUCCUUGCCUGUCUUUCCAAGUCUUGGUCAGAGAAGAAACUCAAGGCUGCAUUUUAUGUGGUUCUCCUCCUUACCCCCACCCCAUUUUGGGAAGAGUGAGAGACUUGGAAAUGUGUCCUGACAGUAACAUUACUUAUACGAAAUAAGAGCGAUUGGGGAAAGGGCACCCAUGGAUGGGACUUCUCUGUGAAUGAACAGGAACAAGCCGCAGUAGAAAGAAAAAAGCAGACCUUCUUUCAGAGAGCUUUGCAGGUCCAACGUGAUGGAAGGCGAGGCAGCAGGGGGGUCGAUGCCAGCCGGCAAGAAAGCAGCCAGCAAACCGAUGCGGAUAGCCCUUGGCGUGUUCGUGACCAGCACGGUCGCACUUGGCACUGCGCUUUUCCUGGUGUUUGUUCCUUUGGAUCCCAGCCGCUUCCUGCAUGCUUCCUCCUUUGGCCUUUCCAGCACCAGAGCUCCAAUGUCGGUUGGGUCAGAGCUUCAGAGGAACCCGGGGCUUUGGAGAGUUAGCCAAGAUCUUAUAAAAUUUCAUCCUAAGCAACAAUACUGCUUGACUUCCGAAUGCAUCGAAGCUGCUGCUGCAAUCAGAAGCAAAUUAAAUACAUCUGUGGAUCCCUGUGAUGAUUUCUUUCGGUUUGCCUGUGAAGGGUGGAUACAGAAUAACCCAAUUCCUGAAGAUUCAUCAAAUUAUGGAAUCUAUCCAUGGCUGAGGCACAAUGUGGACCUCAAGUUGAAAGCUCUCCUUGAGAAACCUCUUAGCAAAAGGCGAGACAGUGAAGCUGUACAGAAGGCUAAGAUUCUUUAUUCUUCGUGUAUGAAUGAGAAUAAGAUAGAGAAAGCUGAUGCAAAGCCUCUUUUGAGCAUGCUGAAACAUUCUCCGUUCCGCUGGCCUGUCCUGGAAUCGAACAUUGGGCCUGAUGGAUUGUGGUCAGAAAGGAAGUUCAGCAUGCUACAGACCCUGGCUACUCUUCGUGGCCAAUACAGCAGUUCUGUUUUCAUCCGAAUGUAUGUGGCUUCUGAUGAUAAGAACUCUAAUGAGCACAUCAUAAAGCUAGACCAAGCAUCCCUGUCUCUGUCAGCACGAGAAGACUACCUGGAAAACACCACAGAAGCUAAAUCCUACAGAGAAGCCCUGUUCCAGUUCAUGGUGGAUACAGCAGUGCUUCUUGGGGCCAAUGCUUCACGUGCAGAGCUGGAUAUGAAGUCUGUGUUGAAACUAGAAGUUAAAAUUGCUGAGAUAAUGAUUCCACAUGAGAAUCGAACCAGUGAAUCUAUGUACAACAAAAUGAACAUAUCGGAGCUCCGCACCCUGAUCCCUCAGUUUGACUGGCUGGGCUAUAUCAAGAAGGUGAUCGACACCAAGCUUUAUCCUGAACUUAAGGACAUAGAUGCUUCAGAAAAUGUCAUUGUUCGUGUGCCCCAGUACUUCAAGGAUUUGUUCAGGAUACUAGAAAGUGAAAGAAAAAAGACUAUUGCCAACUAUCUGGUAUGGAGAAUGGUUUAUUCGAGAAUAUUUAACCUCAGCCGACGCUUUCAGUAUAGGUGGUUGGAGUUUUCAAGGGUAAUCCAGGGGACAACCUCCUUACUGCCUCAGUGGGAUAAAUGUGUAAACUUCGUGGAAAGUGCUCUCCCUUAUGUUGCUGGAAGAAUGUUUGUAGAUCUGCACUUCCAAGAAGACAAGAGGGAUAUGAUGGCAGAAUUGACUGAAGGGAUUCGCUGGGCCUUUAUGGACAUGCUGGAGAAUGAAAACACCUGGAUGGAUUUGGGAACAAAGAGAAAAGCGAUUGAAAAGGCGAAAGCAGUUUUGGCUAAAGUGGGUUACCCCGAGUUUAUAAUGAACGACACAUACAUUUCUGAAGGCAUCAAAACAAUGAAGUUUUUAGAAACGGACUAUUUUGGCAACGUGCUUCAGACCCGCAAGCAGGCAGCGCAGUCCGAUUUCUACUGGCUGAGGAAAGAGGUUCCAAAAACAGAGUGGUUUACGAGUCCAACUACCGUCAAUGCCUUUUACAGUUCAUCAACAAAUCAGAUCAGAUUCCCAGCAGGAGAGCUCCAGAAGCCAUUCUUUUGGGGGAAAGAAUAUCCCAGGUCUUUAAGCUACGGUGCCAUUGGAGUAAUUGUUGGGCAUGAGUUUACUCAUGGAUUUGAUAAUAACGGCCGAAAAUAUGACAAAAAUGGAAAUUUGGAUCCCUGGUGGUCUUUGGACUCUGAAGAGCAAUUUAAAGAGAAAACAAAAUGUAUGGUCAAUCAGUACAACAGCUAUUAUUGGAAGAAAGCGGGCUUGAAUGUCAAAGGAAAGAGGACUUUGGCAGAAAACAUUGCAGAUAAUGGAGGUUUGCGAGAGGCUUUCAGGGCCUAUAGGAAGUGGAUCAAAGAAAAGCGACAAGGAGAGGAAGAGGCCUUAUUACCAGGCAUUGACUUCACCCACAAUCAGCUCUUCUUUCUAAGUUAUGCUCACGUGAGAUGCAAUGCCUUUAGACCAGAAGGUGCCAGAGAGCAAAUCUACACUGGAGCCCACAGCCCUCCUCAGUUCAGAGUUAUUGGUGCUAUGAGUAAUUUUGAGGAGUUCCAGAAAGCUUUCAACUGCCCAGAAACAACAACAAUGAAUCGAGGUGGAGACUCCUGUCGGGUUUGGUAGCAAUCUCUCCAGUGUCCUAUGCUGAAGAAGUCACUUGCUGGAAUCAGUUCCAAACUGUUAAUGAGCUACCGCGGCUUCAGAACAGCCUUGGCCAACCAAGGGACCAGAUUUGUUGUUUCGUGACCUGCCCAGCUCUACUACUUAAUUGCUUGUUCAGGAUAUAGAAACUAUUCAAAAUAUAGAGUAUAAAAAGGGCAGAUCUUUUCAGAGAAAUGUAUGCAGAUGGAUUGUUUAUGGGUUAUUUUCAUAAAUACAUUCCCCUCUGUGAUUUAAGCAGGUUUAUCUCUAUGUAUCUUUAUUCUGAAGCUUGUCCCACUAUAUUCAUUGGGUUUUACUCACAUGCAAGUGUAGUCAUAUUGCAGGCUUAAGUUAACAAGGUUUAAAUGGCACACUUGCGCUUUACAGAAUAGUGGACAAACUUGGUGUGGUAGCCAUGAUGCUGUUUUAAGUGGAGGGAAAACAUCCAAAACGUAUCUUUUCUAAUGUUUUUUUUCCCCCUUGAUCAAAAAUAGCUUUGAGAUUUUGAAGUAAAGGAAGAGAAGAUUAAAAUGUGGCUGCUUUAUCCUUUCCUACUCUGCUGUUUUUCCUGUUCAAAAUUCCACUAACCCUCUGAGCUGUUUCUUCCCUGGUGGUAAAAAAAAAAGAAAAGAUUAUCCAUGUGAUAAUCUGGUCUGGACUUCAGGUACGGCCUUCCUGUGUUCCAUCCUUUCUUGAAUGCAUAUUGUAUGCUAUCACUAUUUCCACAUUCCUCUAGGCAGAAGAAUGUGGAGUAGUGCUGUGUAAGGUUACAUAAAUCUUAAUUCUAAGUCUGAGGCAAAAACGGUUACUAAGACCAAAAUGGAAAGAGGAAUUAUUUCU